AAAAUUUUGAGGCCACCCACCACCCAUUGUUUGUGAAGAUUAGAAGCAAGGGAGAGCCACAAAACAAAAGCAGCGCCACGCGGCUGUCUUCUUAAUAAUUAGCCAUUGUGCAUUUUGUAGUCUCUCUCUCUCUCUGUCUCUUGUUUGAUAUAAUGGUGGUUCUAAGCAGUUUCCAGACAAUGAAAUACCCAUCAGUGAGGCAAAGGCAUGGCAAGUUGAUGGGAAUCCGAUGCGGAGUGCCGGCCGAGAAGACGCAGUACAAAGACGGGGUUUUGGAGAGGGCAUUUAUGGGUCUGUUUGCAAAGAAGAUGGAGAAAUUUGGGAAAAGAGGAGAUGAUGAUGAUGAGAAGAAGAAAAAGUGGAUAUUUGAUUACGAUUACGAGUCUUUUGUUGAGGUGUCGAGAGGAGUGAUGAUGGGAAGGUCGCGGGCGCAGCAGCAGCAGCUCGUGCGUCAGGUGCUCCUCUCCAUGCUACCUCCUCAAGCUCCUGCUCAGUUCAGAAAAUUGUUUCCACCCACAAAAUGGGCUGCAGAGUUCAAUGCGGCAUUAACAGUACCUUUCUUCAACUGGUUAGUUGGGCCUUCUCAGGUUAUCGAAGUGGAAGUCAACGGAGUGAGGCAAAAAAGUGGGGUCCUUAUAAAGAAAUGCCGGUAUCUGGAGAACAGUGGGUGUGUGGGAAUGUGUGUUAACAUGUGCAAAAUACCCACACAAGACUUCUUCACCAACGAGUUUGGACUUCCAUUAACGAUGACCCCAAAUUUUGAAGACAUGAGCUGCGAGAUGGUGUAUGGGCGAAUUCCUCCAAAGUUUGAGGAUGAUCCAGCAUCCAAACAGCCUUGCUUAGCCCAUUUUUGCUCUAUCGCGCAACCUAAUUCAACCAUCUGUCCUAAACUACAAGCAUGAAAGCAUACAACAAGCUAAGUCCUUGUGUUGUGGACAAUCUUUUGGCACGCACCUCACGUGACAAGGAAGGAAUCACACAAAAAAUAGCCCACAAAGUUCCCCCGUUGGAAGUAUGAGGGUCAUCACCUAACUAAUAUAAUUACACAAAAAAAUACUACAGUACUAAAACUACAUUUACAUUUAUUCAAGUAUUUGAACUAUGUUCAACAAUCAAAAUUCUCAUCAGAGAUCACUUUUUUUAUUUUCUACGCUCCAUAUUCCGGAUUUUUUUUUUUUUUUUU
Messenger RNA from Striga asiatica, 1183 nucleotides. Lineage: Eukaryota; Viridiplantae; Streptophyta; Magnoliopsida; Lamiales; Orobanchaceae. The record is from the annotation of a GenBank genome assembly.